Opisthocomus hoazin is the source of this 920-nucleotide messenger RNA. NCBI's taxonomy places the organism in Eukaryota, Metazoa, Chordata, Aves, Opisthocomiformes, Opisthocomidae. The record is from RefSeq and is a predicted model, not a curated record.
GGAGAGAACCUGGAAAACACGAUGGCAGCCUUUCACCAUGCAGUUAAUAUAGGAACAGACAUGCUGGAGCUAGAUUGUCACCUGACGAAAGAUGAGCAAGUGGUUGUGUCGCAUGAUGAGAACCUGAAGAGAUCAACAGGAGUUGAUGUCAACAUAUCGGACCUCAAAUACUCGGAACUCCCACCGUAUCUCCGCAAGUUGGAUGUCACAUUUCAGAAAGAAUGUCACUGCGAGGGGAAAGACAACCGUAUUCCACUCCUGAAAGAGGUGUUUGAAGCAUUUCCACAAACUCCUGUCAACAUUGACAUCAAAGUGAACAACAAUGUGUUGAUCAAAAAGGUUUCAGAGCUGGUGAGUCAGUAUAAGCGAGAGCAUUUGACGGUGUGGGGGAAUGUCAGUUAUGAGGUGGUAUCAAAGUGUCUUAAGGAGAAUGCUGACAUUCCCAUCAUCUUCUGUUUGCAACGCGUCCUCCUGCUUCUUGGCCUGUUCUACACUGGUCUGCUGCCAUUCAUUCCUUUCAAGGAAGAAUUUUUGGAAAUUCCCAUGCCUUCAAUCAUCCUCAAGCUGAAAGAACCAGAGAAGAUGACAAGAAGCCAGAAAUUUAUUAUCUGGCUAGCUGACACACUGCUAAUGCGGAAAGCACUUUUUGACCACCUCACUGCUCGGGGCAUUCAGGUGUAUAUUUGGGUACUGAACGAAGAACAAGAGUACAAGAGGGCGUUUGAUCUGGGAGCAACUGGAGUGAUGACAGACUAUCCAACAAAACUUAAGGAGUUUUUACACAAUUAUCCAGUGUAAACGAAGAAAACCAAGGAAGUUCUUGCAGAAUAGAUUGUGAGCCAAGGAUUUUCUUCAUAAAAAAAACAAAAGAGCAGCAUACACAGAUGAUUUUUUGAAAGAUGUAAUUGGAUGAUCUAUUA